CUUUUGCUUUUGUCACUAUAAAAGAAGUCAAUCACCUAUUUAUACGUAACGUUAUGUUAUUUAUUUAUUUCGACCACUUUUUAAUCGCGUCAAUUUGACGAACUGUUACAAAUUAUCGAAUAGAUUGUAUUAAACAAAGAGAUAUAUUUUAAUAAUGGCAUCGUUAGCAUUUAAAGUUAAAAGUAAAAACGGCCAGCAAAUAUUGAAAGAUUUGACCUCUGAAAGUACUGUUGGUGAAUUAAAAAUGUUUCUCUCCAGUCUUUCGGACGUUAGCUGUGAGAGGAUUUGCGUGCUGUGUGGUUAUCCGCCCAAAGCUAUAGAUAUUAGUAACGACAAUAAGACAUUGAGUGAUAUUGGUCUAAAAACAGGUGAAACGUUGAUUAUCGAAGAGAAAUCUGCACCAUCAGCGCCAAGUGUUGUGAAAUCUGACGUCAUCAAACCUGUAGAGAAUGGAGUAUCACAUGAAACAAUAGGAUGUAGACCAGGAAUUUUAAUGAAAAAAGUUGUUCCUUCUGAUAAUUCUUGUUUAUUUACUAGCAUAGGUUUUGUAUUAAAUGGAAAUGUCGAUACAUCAGUGCACUCUCUUAUGCGCCAGAUAAUAGCCAUGGAGGUGGCUAGUGAUCAGGAUACAUACAAUGAAGCAAUGUUAGGGAAGCCAAAUUCUGAAUAUUGUGAUUGGAUACAACAGCCUAGCUCCUGGGGUGGAGCUAUUGAGGUUGCAAUAUUGAGUCGGUUCUAUGGUUUAGAAAUGGCUGUGGUUGAUACUCUUAAUGCAAUUAUAAACAGAUUUGGUGAAGAUAAAAAUUACGGUCAACGAGUGUUUCUUCUCUUCGAUGGUGUGCACUAUGACCCGUUAUAUUUGGAACAAUCAGAUGGUGGAAUUCAAACAGUUUUUCCAGCAGAAGACAUGGAUAUUUACAAGGAAGCUGAGCAGCUAGCCCUAGAAGCGAAGUCAUCACGACAGUUCACUGAUUUAAACAAAUUCACAUUAAAAUGUAUGAUUUGUAGCAAAUUAUUGACGGGCCAAGUAGAAGCACAGAAACAUGCAAAAGAGACCAUGCACACAAACUUUGGAGAAGUAUAGCGAUUGUGGGGUAUAUAGAGAACAUUACCGAAGCCAAUUUGUUAUACUAAUGUUGCUUAGAUAAAUUUGCAUUACAUUUUUUAAUGAUCUGCAGCCUAAUUAAGUCACAAUUGUAGUUUUCAUAAAUUUUUUACAGAGUCAAAUGUGAUUGAAGAAAUAAAUUUCUAAAUAGUUA
Molecule: messenger RNA, 1259 nt
Organism: Nymphalis io (European peacock)
Lineage: Eukaryota; Metazoa; Arthropoda; Insecta; Lepidoptera; Nymphalidae
Gene: Yod1
Product: ubiquitin thioesterase OTU1
Exons: 4
Coding region: 155-1084 (309 amino acids)
Biological process (GO): endoplasmic reticulum unfolded protein response; protein deubiquitination
Cellular component (GO): nucleus; cytosol
Molecular function (GO): cysteine-type deubiquitinase activity
Source: RefSeq, a predicted model, not a curated record